Molecule: messenger RNA, 1710 nt
Organism: Candidula unifasciata
Lineage: Eukaryota; Metazoa; Mollusca; Gastropoda; Stylommatophora; Geomitridae
Source: the annotation of a GenBank genome assembly
AUGGGUGUCAUCACAGUCAAAGACAUUGACUAUGGACAAAUUUUUGGCCCCUUCCCAACUCACCUGUCCGCCAUUGAUCCUGCCUAUCUCAUCGGUAUGUUGACCCGAGACAAAGCACCGGAGGGAGUAAUUCUAAAGGUGGAUGUGGACGAUACCGGGGAAGGGAUGAAAACAGCUGAUUGGCUACCCCGUGUGUCAGCAGCCAGGAACGAGCAAGAACAAAAUAUGGAGGCGUACCUGAAGUAUGGCAGAGUCUACUACAGAACUUUACGUAUAGUCAAAGGUGGGGAGCAGCUUCUCGUUUGGUACAGCAAAGAUUUGACCCAGAUGUUAGGCCUUCCCGAGCUACCGACCAGCUGCAUGCAAGAUGACCAACAGUACAGAUGCCCUCACUGUUCUGAGAUGUUUGACUUUCCCUUCCCUUUGAGAGCACAUCUCAAGUUCCAGUGUUCAUUCACGUCGGGCGUGGAUCUAGCACGCAUAAUCAGCAAAGAAUCUGAUACACUCAGCUAUCACAGUGUCUACUUCCAUGGCAAGACCAGCGGUGAAGAAUUUAAAGACGCUUUUCAGGGUAAAUCACAAUAUAUGCUAAACCUCAUGACCAAUAACACAAAACCUAAAGUGUCUUCAAAGAGACAAUCCAACAUUGAUGACACAGGCAAGAUUCCAAUCAAGAAAUACCUCACUGACAAUAUGAAAUCCAGAAAAGUCUCCUCUCUGUCUCAUUCCAUCGAUGGUCUUGUUGGAAAGCGAGCCAGUCAAUGUCAUUUUGAGAAUGGAUUGGAGUCACUUUCCGAUUCAGGAAGCGCUUUCAGGAAAGUUGAGAAGCCACACAACAUAAGCUCAAUCGACCAUAUUUCCUCUGGUACAUCGUUGCCGAGUUUUCCUACCAUCUCAAACACCGUAUCUUCUUCACUGAGAGCUUCUUCACCACAGACAGUAUUACCCACAUGCCUGUCUUCAGCUUUGCCUGAUCUUCGUUCGUUUGUAACUUCAGGAGCUCAUAUCCCACUGCUUGUAUCAUCUUUAAAAGACCAACCCUCAGUAUUGUCAUUUUCAUCGCAGCCUUGCUCAUCUUUAAAUCCACGUACAUCAAGAGAGACAUCUAUCGCUCAUUCUAAUCCUUCAUUGCCCGUAACGUCACGCAUGGGUAUCUACAUGCCUCAAAUCCCUUUAAUGUCACCUCCACCAUCAUUCAGUUUACACAGUUCAAGUCUCAUCCCAGCUGCAGGUUCCUCUGCACGGCGCUUACAAGUCCGUCAUUCAGCGUACGCAGAUCAGAUUCCCCCGGGACUCCUAGAAAUGUGCAGAGCAACAAUACCAACCGUCGGUCCACUGACCGAAUCUUUCGCUGCCAACAUAAGAAAUAACGACACAAUAGCCAAACAGGCACUGUUUGCGGACAGACACAUUUCUAGUCUGGCUUUCCUCAAAAGCUCCAACCCUAUGGUUGAGAAACUCCUUCAGUGUACAAACCCAACACUACUGACGUCUCCAGUCAACGCUCUCAACUUGUCACAAAACUGGUGUGCUAAAUGCAACGCUACUUUUAGAAUGACGUCCGACCUGGUCUAUCACAUGAGAUCUCAUCACAAACGAGAUUUUGACCCAAUAAAGCGAAAGCGAGAGGAGAAACUCAAAUGCGGGAUCUGUAACGAAACGUUCCGAGAAAGGCACCAUCUGACCAGACAUAUGUCUUCUCAUGCAUAG